GUAGCUAUCGUCAACUACAAUAAAGUAUUCAUUAGUUGGAGGCCAAGUCAGUGUGUAACGACACGCUAGUGUUGACAGGCCCUAGCCCCUAUGGAAAUGAUUUCCUUAAGUUCACUGACAUUAGCGCUGGAGGGAAGUGUGCGAAUGAUAUUAAGAGAGCUAAAAAGAAAAAAGGACCCUUGCAAUUUAGCUCUGCCAGUGUUUCAACAAAGAGAGGUUAGUAUACAUCUUUUAUAUCUUUAACGUUCGAGAUAGUGAAGCUACUCAUUGGUUUGAAAUUUCAGGCCUAUUAAGAAAUACACAUUCUUUUUAUGUCAAUAUAGGCGUUCGGAAAACAUAUCUAUCAUGGUAAGACAUGCAUUUUACAUGAACCACGUAAAGAACCAUACAUUUUAUUAAAUAUAACACUGCUCUUGAAUAGUUUAAUGAGUUAAAUUUCUAUUAAAAUCUUCUAUGAUCUUGAUAGCUAAUUAAAGAGUUUUAAAAACAAUAAAAUCAUUGCUCUUUUACAACACGUUAAAUAAUGUGUAUAAUAUAUAUAUAUAUAUAUAUAUAUUUAUAUAUAUAUAUAUAAUAUAUAUAUCUUUCUAACCAAAAUGUUAGAACACACCCACCGUUUACCCAACACACCGUUACUUAUGUGUGUUGUUGGUGGGCAUGUUAAAUCUUGGUUUUAUAACGAGCAAACAAAAAAAAGGGGGGGGGGAGGGGAUACUGUUCAGGUUAAAAGCGUUUGUCGCGGCUCUAUAAUUGUACGUUUAUCAAGCCGUUAUCUGCAUAUAGGAACAGAAUCUGUUUAACUGUACCGUAGCUAGGGUUAGUGCCACCCGGGGCGUGACACUCUCUCUCCAUGACAAAAAAAUCUGCUUAUGGCCCAAUGGGAAGCUCUCUCCCCCCCCCCCCCCAUUAAAAAAAAAAAAUUAUAUAUAUAUAUAUAUAUAUAUAUAACACGACACAGUCGACACUGACUCCCCCAGAUUAGACAAACGUUUUAUCUAUUUAACAUUAAAAUUAAUGUGUUACAAAAUAAUGAUAGGUUUUGAUCAACUCUUAUGCCAUCGAUUGGGGUGAGCUUUAUGGUGGGUUUUGUUAUAUACAUUUUUUAAAAUUAUUUCAACCAACAGGCUGGUUUGUGCAAUUUCUUAUUUCAUUAUUUCAAAAGCUUUGGUAAUUUUUUAAAAAUGUUUUUACAAAAAUAAAAAUAUAAACCAGAGGUAGGAUUUUAUUUGUUUUGAUUUUUUUUUUUAUAUUGAAAACGAACGUCUAGUGCAGGGUGAGCAUUAAUUUAUACUAGACGUAGCCCGCCAAACAUUGGCGACAGCAAUGCGUGAACUUGCCAUCUACUAAGGUUACUUGACAAAAACGUGAAGUUACGUACAUUUAAGAAUGCCAAUUUUGCUACACUCCCUCCCCCACCCCCUUUUUUCAUGAUACCUCACUGCACAUUUUACAUUUCACGCCCAUUAACUAUAGCCGACCCGCGGCUUAGCAUACGCCGCGAGCUUGGCUGGCAAUCGAGGGUGGUGCAGGGGGGGGGGUAGCUCCACCGUAGUGCCCAUUUCUCGAGACCAACGAUGGGCAGGUAAGGGAAGGGAGGGAUGCGCCUUGCUUGCUAUGGCAUAUAUUUAUAUAGCAUGCGUCUAGUUUGACCUUUCUUGUGUGCCCUACUUCUGGCGAAUAAAAUAUACAUACUCUUACUUGUGUACAAGAAAUGAUGUGAAGUAUUUUAAUCACCCAAACUUUGACAAUGAUAUCACUGAACAAUAUCAGACGUCACAGCCAAUAUUAUCUAGCGCCCGUGUUUCGAGAUUAAUACUUAUUUUUAAAAAAAACACACCAUCAAGUUAUUUUUUUUUUUUUUACAGAAUUAUAAGGAAAUGUGGCGAUGAAUGUUGUAAGCAUUACCAAAGUUGUACCAAAGUUUUACCAAAGUAAUAUCAACGUAAUACCAAAGUAGUACCAAAGUAAUACCAAAGUAGUACCAAAUUUGUACCAAAUUAAUACCAAUGUAGCAUCAAAGUUGUACCGAAGUGUCUUUUUAGAGCCAUCCAUGCAUGAACAAUACUUUUUAUAUCUUUGAUAAAGCUUUUCUUGGAAGGAAGUGUAAGGAAUGCCAUGUAAAGUAAUAUAAGCAAAGGAUGGUAUAAGAAUGUAAGAAAGCCAUUGUUUGGUCAUGUAAGGCAGCAUAAGGCAGUGUUAUGACGACACUGUAAGACAGUGUAAGGAAUGCAGUGUAAGAAAAGUUAUGAUCGGUAAUGUAGGGCAAUGCAAUGUAACGUAAUGUAAGGAAGGCAAUAUUCGGUCAUCUAAGCCAGUGUAAGGAUGACAAAUUGACAAAUUUAGUCAAUUUAAGGAAGACGUAGAACGGCAAUGUAAGGUCAAGUAAGAAAGGCAAUGUAAGGAUCACAAUGUUCGGUCUUGUAAUGAAAGAAGUGUAAGAUAAUAAAAAGGAAGGCAUAGUACGGCAACGUAACGUAAUGUAAGGGAGGCAGUGUGAGGUAAUAUAAGGAAGGAAUAGUACAGAAAUGUAAGGUAAUUUAUGAAAGGAAAUAUAAGGCAAUGUUAGAAAGGCAUAGUACGGAAAAGUAAGGUAAUGUAAGCGAGGCAAUGUAAUGAAGACAAAGCAAGUUAAUAUAAGAAAGUCAUAGUAUGGAAAUGUAAAAUGUAAGUAAGGCAAUGUAAGGAUGCAAUGUAAGGAAAGCAACAUAAGGUAAUGUUAUGUAAUGUAAGAAAGGCAAUAUUAGGAAGGUAAUGUUUGCCCAUCUAAGGCAAUGUAAGGCAGUAUAAGGAAGGCAAUGAACGGCAAUGUAAGGAAGUCAAUAAAUGGUAAUAUAAAGAAACGUAAGGUAUGCAAUAUGAUGUAAUGUAAGGUAAUGGGAAAAAAAGGAAGGAAAUUAAAGUCAAUUUUAUUAAGGAGGGCAAAUUUAGGUAAUGUGUGGAAGGCAAUGCAAGGUAAUGUAAGAAAUAAAAUGUAAAAAAGACAAUGUAAGUUAAUGUAAGGAAGGCAAUGUAAUGAUUUGAAAAGAAGGCAAAAUAAGGUAUUGUAAGGAAAGCAAUUUAAGGUAGUGUAAGGAAGGUAAUGUAAGGAAGGUUAUAUAAGCAAGGCAAUGUAAGGAAGGAAAUGUAAGGAAGGCAAUCUAAGGAACGCAAUGUACGGCAAUGGAAGGUGAUGUAAGUCAAUACAUAUCCACAACACAUGACAAAACAUAUAAAGUUGUUGAUUAAAAUCAACAUCCAAACAUAAAAAUUUUAACGUUGAAAACUCUGUAUAAAGUUUUGUUAAUUACUGUUGCCAAUUAAAAGAAUAAUUGUAAUACAUGUAUUCUUGACUUUUGUUUUCAGCAAAUGCACAACCAAACGGAAUUUUAGAUGGUAUCAACACUUCCACUUUGAUGACUGAAGCUACGAUGACACAUAAAACAAUAAAGAUCAGUGAACUUGACUGAAAGAAUAUAGUUGGUUUAAGGUGGUGUUUAAGCAGUGGUGAGUUACCUUAAAAGUGAUAGUAAAUUUAUUUAACGAAACUAUGUAAAAUAUCGCUCGAGUGUCUCUUGUCUUUUUUACUAAAUCGUGUAGUGAUUUACAUUUUAUUUCACGUAUCUAUAUAUAUAUAUAUAAUUCGCCAGCAAAGGUCAAACAAGACGGGUCAAACACCACGCAGGCUAUUUAUAGAUACGCCAGAGUGUGGUUCAAUAAUGAGUUCACUAGCGCGUAAAAUAUAAAUCACGAUAAUUACGCUAAAUGAUAUAUAUAUAUAUAUAUAUAUUAAAUAACGCAAUUUAUUUUCGAAAAUGAAAUCGUCUCAAUUUAACUAUUGUGUAAAAAAUAUUCGGUUUAAAACUGGUUGGGACAUGAGAAUAUUAAUAUAGUUCAUGGGCGUGAAAUAAAAAGUGUGCAGUGACGUAUCAUGGGGGAAGGGGUGUAGUAAAUAUUGGGAUUCUUUUAAAUGUGCGUUACUUGAGUUCAUGUUUUUCAAGUAACUUUACUAGAUGGGGCGGUCACGCAUUGCUAUCUCCAAUGUUUGGCGGGCUAUAUCUAGUAUAUAUAUAUUCUUUUUCAUUUUAAUUUGAAUACCGCUACAAUCUCUUAACAAUGUAGUCAUAUCAUUGCAUUAGUAAAUUGUGUAACAAAAGUUACAAAUUAUUUGGUAAUUUUUAAAAAUCGUACAAGUAUUUCCUAAUGCUUAAGUUUAUUUAGUUUGGUGUACAAAUGCUAGAAAAUUGUAACCUUGUCUUAUUAAUGCAUAUGAAAUAUUUUAUAAAAAACUUUAUAUAUAUCUAUGUGCAUACAUAAUAAUAAUAAUAAUAAGUUUAUUUGAAAAUCAAGCUUCCUCCCCAAAGGCUCGUGAAUUUUAUACUGGGUUAUGUCUUAUUUUAUUCUAAAGCAUUGCUGUUUAGGAAAUGUUGAGUUGGCUACUGCUAAGACUAGGCAUAUCUGCUGCUUUGAUAUCUACUGUUGAUCCCAAUUGCGCGGACAAUGCACUCAGUUUUAAAGUUAAAGAAACGCACCUUAUUUUCGACAUCGAGAACGCAAGACAGUAAGUUAAUUAUUCAUUGGUAAAAUAAAAUGAAUUUUUUUAAAAUACUUUUCCUAACUUAAAAUGUAAAUUCAUUUUUCUAGGCAAUACUGAUCUUUGUUUUUAAAGUAAUAAUUAAUGGCUUUUGACAAAGCUACUGUUUUGAAUUUCUAAUUAAUUUGUGAGUUCUUUUUUCUUGCCCUUGCAGAUUCCUCAGUUGUCUGUGCAUCACUAGUUAUGGAUGUGAAUUUACAGUAAAUAAUACUUUAAAUAAAAUUGACAUUAUAUUGGCUAAAACUUUCAAUGCAACUGGAGCAUCAUUAAGCCAAGUAUUUAGUUGUAGUUAUUCCGUUGACACCAUUAGGUGCGAACUCCUUGUUGUGAUUCCCGAAGGCCAAUGUGUAACUUCAUUUAAUGAAACUGGGUGCUAUCACAUACUUAGCACCGUAAACUGCAGUGCUGACAGUAUUUCUUUGACAUGGAAUCAUCUUUACACAGUCACCUGUCAUACCUUUUAUGACAACAGCAUGUGUAUCAACGAUAAAAACAUCAAUUAUACAAUUAAAGAUUGCGAAAAUGGUGCAAGUCAUCUAUCGACUUUUUCGUCUUUAGACACGGUCACAUCAUCAGCUAACACCAGAGAAACGUUCAUUACAACAGCAAAUGUCUCCGGGGUGUAUCCCAUUAAAGACAUUACAGAGAACAACUGGAACACAAUCGUAGCUGUAACCGUUUCAGUCGGUGGUCUUCUUUUUAUUAUAUUUUUAAUUUUAGCUGUAAUUAUGUACCGUCGUCGUAGACAAAAUGCUAAAUCGACGAAGACUGUCUUAGACGCUGUCAAAGAAAACGGUAAAACAAAAACUGAUGGCAAUGUAGAUGCUAAUUUUAUAAAUAACUACACACAGGCAAAGACAACACUGAUCGCUGAGCCGUACAAUGUCAUGCAGCGUAAUGAAAUUAGCAAGGACGUCGAUCCAACAAUUGCCAGAACAUUCACUUUGCAGAAAACUGGUCAUGAAAGUACAAAUUAUGCUACCGUAGCUAAAUCAGAUGACAAAAGUGUAAGUGCGAGCACUUUGAUCGUACAUAGUGAAUUGAAAAAAUCCAACGAAAAUUUACCAAUGGAAAAGUCGGGCGAAGAAUCGGCGAGUGUUUAUUCGAAACUAGGAGAAAAAAACAAAGUAGUAGAAAACAUUUAUGGUGUUCUGAAAAUUCAAAACGAUGCAAAAGUGUCAGACCGUAUUUCUCCUGCAGCAGACGAUCAGAUAAUCAAACCGUGCAGUCAUGAACACAUAUACUUCGAGCUGGAGAGAGAAAACAGAAACAGUGAUUUGUCAAUAUGUAGUGAUCAAAAUGUAAAAUAAGCUUCGUCUGUCCACGUAUUUUCAUUCAUAAUUUUUCUAUAUUUUAAAAGCAAAAUUUUAGUGGGACACUUACUGGUAAAAAUAUUGAAACUCCUAGAAAAGGUUUAUAAAUAAAGGAAAAUAAAUGGAGGAUGAUAACUGUAGGAAUGAGUUCAAACUGUUUAAAUGAAAUAAUACAUACAAAACAAAGUUAAUAUCUGAAAAUAGAUUGAUAUAGAGAGAAUAUAUUAUUUUAGUGAGUGUUAUUAAAAGUCUUAAAAAUUUAACUUUGCCCAAUUAAUAAACAAUAUUAAGUACAAUUCAAUACGCUCAUAUUUCAUGUGACUUUGAAUAAUGUCAUCAUUGCUUUAUUUGUAUCAAAGGAAAAAAUGUAUAUAUAAUAUAGAAAUAGAAAAAUGUCCCUGUGAAAACAUAGUUUCUGGGAAAUCCCCAGCAGUUAAACUUAAUUAAAAUGUCCGUACAAAUAGUUAGCCAUCUGCUGUCCAAUGUAAAAAGUUUUAAAAUUUGUUUUCCACCUGAAAUAUAUUUAAUUCAAACUUGUUCAUGUUUAGACAAAUGUGGUCAAAGGGCUGAUAAAUACUAUAGAGUAUUCUUUUGAAUAUGUGACGAAGAUUGAGCAUUGAUCAUAUCAGUUGUUUUUUUUACAUUUUUCAAAAACAAAAAAAAAAAAAAAAAUAAACCAAAUUUUUUUUUAUAAUAUAUUUAAUUCAAACUUGUUCAUGUUUAAAAAAAUGUGGUCAAAGGGCUGAUAAAUACUAUAGAGUAUUCUUUUGAAUAUGUAACGAAGAUUAAACAUUUAUAAAAUCAGUUGUUUUUUUUACAUUUUUCAAAAACAAAAAAAAAAAAAAAAAUCAACCACAUUUUUUUUUAGAAGUAAAGGACACCGCCAUAGAACAAUAAAGUAGGUUUAAAACCUUCAUCUCACAUGAUGUCAUGCCUAUGAUUUUUUUGCCAUAAGACUAUCCUAACAUUGUAUGCAUUGUCACAUAUAAUAAAUAAUAAAUAAUUGAUUGAUAUAUAUAAUUUUGUUUAAAAACUUUUAAUUCAUGUCCCU
Molecule: messenger RNA, 6934 nt
Organism: Lymnaea stagnalis (great pond snail)
Lineage: Eukaryota; Metazoa; Mollusca; Gastropoda; Lymnaeidae
Source: the annotation of a GenBank genome assembly